This is a messenger RNA of Oryctolagus cuniculus (rabbit), 1050 nucleotides long. NCBI's taxonomy places the organism in Eukaryota, Metazoa, Chordata, Mammalia, Lagomorpha, Leporidae. The record is from RefSeq and is a predicted model, not a curated record.
AUGCGCGACUCAAAUGGUGCAAGGGAUGUGAAGAGGCUUUGGGAAGACGACAUCUCUCCCAACCUGAAGGAGGCGACACUGGGACUUGGACCAAGUCGUCGUGGCCCUACCCAGCUUUCUAAAUCGGGCCCAGCCACUUCCAGGGUAAAGAGCGCGGCUUUCCCGCCCGCCGGGUCCGGGGAGUGGGCGGCGGCGCCACAGCGCGGCCUGCUCCGCGCCCUGCCCUCGCCUCGCGGGUCCUCGGCGGCCGGGGAGGGGCUCGGCGGGGCCACGACGGCCCCACGCCCCGCGGCUCCGCCCCCUCAUUUAAAUACGCGGCGCCGGCGGGUGCGUCGAGCUCGCCGCGGACCCAAGAUGGCGGCGUGUGGACGUGUACGGAGGAUGUUCCGCUUGUCGGCGGCGCUGCCGCUGCUGCUGCUCGCGGCGGCCGGGGCCCAGAAAGUCCCAGGCCAGGGCGUCCACGGUCAGGGCCAGGGCGCAGGGGUCAACGCGGUGCCCUUUGCAGGGCAGGCCGGAGGCGGCGGCCCAGCGGGUCCGCAGCUGCCCCCGUCAUCGCAGCUCCAGCAGCAGCAGCAGCAGCAGCAGCAGCAGCAGCAGCAGCAACAGCAGCCGCCUCAGCCGCCGCAACCGCCUUUCCCGGCGGGUGGGCCUCCGGCUCGGCGGGGCGGAGCGGGGCCCGGCGGAGCCGGCGGGGGCUGGAAGCUGGCGGAGGAAGAGUCCUGCAGGGAGGACGUGACCCGUGUGUGCCCCAGACAUACCUGGAGCAACAACCUGGCGGUGCUCGAGUGCUUGCAGGACGUGAGAGAGCCUGAAAAUGAAAUUUCUUCAGACUGUAAUCAUUUAUUGUGGAAUUACAAGCUGAACCUAACUACAGAUCCCAAAUUCGAGUCUGUGGCCAGAGAAGUUUGCAAAUCUACCAUAUCAGAGAUUAAAGAAUGCGCUGAUGAACCAGUGGGGAAAGGCUACCUGGUCCCUGCUUGGUGGAUCACCGACGACUGCAAAAAUGACAUCAACAUUCUGAAAUGCGGCAGCAUUCGGCUUGGAGAAAAG